ACCAAGGUGGAGGACAUGGUGCAGGAGGUCUUCGACGCCUACAAGACGAACCACCACGCGCCACCCCACCUGGCCCCCACCUACGCUGCCGUCAGCGCUCUCUGCAUCAUCGGCACGGAGGAGGCCUUCGACGUCAUCGACAGGAAAAAGCUGCUGGAAUAUCUGCACUCGCUGAAGCAACCUGAUGGCUCCUUCCUCAUGCACGCGGGGGGAGAGGUGGACGUCAGGAGCGCCUACUGCGCCGCCGCUGUCGCCUCCCUCACCAACAUCCUCACCUCCACGCUCUUUGCCGGGACAGCCGAGUGGAUCGUGAGGUGCCAAAACUGGGAAGGUGGCAUCGGCGGGGUGCCGGGGAUGGAAGCUCACGGCGGUUACACCUUCUGCGGCUUGGCAGCCCUGGUCAUCCUCAAGCAGGAACAUCUCCUGAACCUCCAGAGCUUGCUGCGUUGGGUGACCGGCCGGCAGAUGCGCUUCGAGGGUGGUUUCCAGGGACGUUGCAACAAGUUGGUGGAUGGUUGUUACUCCUUCUGGCAGGCUGGGCUCCUGCCCCUGCUCCACCGUGCCCUGCACGCCAGGGGUGACUCAGCUCUCAGCAUGUCCCACUGGAUGUUCGACCAGUCGGCGCUGCAGGAAUACAUCCUGCUCUGCUGCCAGUGCCCGGCGGGGGGGCUGCUCGACAAGCCUGGCAAGGGUGUGUCCCGGGAUUUCUACCACACUUGCUACUGCCUGAGCGGGUUGGCCAUCGCCCAGCAUUUCGGCAGCGGUGAAAUCCACAACGAGGUGGUCCUGGGGGGCCCUGAGAACUGCCUGGUAA
Messenger RNA from Chaetura pelagica (chimney swift), 814 nucleotides. Its product is annotated as protein farnesyltransferase subunit beta-like. Gene Ontology annotation, cellular component: protein farnesyltransferase complex. The annotation marks the transcript as partial. NCBI's taxonomy places the organism in Eukaryota, Metazoa, Chordata, Aves, Apodiformes, Apodidae. Gene Ontology annotation, molecular function: protein farnesyltransferase activity. The transcript is spliced from 8 exons. The record is from RefSeq and is a predicted model, not a curated record. Gene Ontology annotation, biological process: protein farnesylation.